Molecule: messenger RNA, 2312 nt
Organism: Purpureocillium takamizusanense
Lineage: Eukaryota; Fungi; Ascomycota; Sordariomycetes; Hypocreales; Ophiocordycipitaceae
Gene: ADE17
Product: bifunctional phosphoribosylaminoimidazolecarboxamide formyltransferase/IMP cyclohydrolase
Exons: 3
Coding region: 241-2028 (595 amino acids)
Biological process (GO): 'de novo' IMP biosynthetic process
Cellular component (GO): cytosol
Molecular function (GO): IMP cyclohydrolase activity; phosphoribosylaminoimidazolecarboxamide formyltransferase activity
Source: RefSeq, a predicted model, not a curated record
AGCAGCUCCAUCCAGCAGCACCACUUGGAGGCACACGGCACCCACACGCCCGCCCGCACCCAGUCGGCGAAUAGUAGUUUACUGUGGCUGAUGCAAGCAGCUUGAAUCAAAAAAUCGAAACCCUUUUUUUCUCUCCCUCCCAGCGUCGUCCGUCCCCCUCCAUCCCGACUUCGCUUCGCAGCUCACCCACCCACCCACCCCGCUCUCCCGUGGCCGACAGAGUCGCAGCCGCCGCCCACCAUGUCCGAGGCUCAAAAGAUUGCCAUCGUCUCCGUCUACGACAAGACGGGGCUUUUGGACCUGGCUAAGGGCCUCGUCCAGCAGAAUGUCCGCAUCCUGGCCUCUGGCGGCACCGCUCGCAUGAUUCGCGAGUCGGGCUUCCCCGUCGAGGACGUCAGCGCCAUCACCAAGGCGCCCGAGAUGCUCGCCGGCCGCGUCAAGACGCUGCACCCCGCUGUCCACGCCGGCAUCCUUGCCCGAAACCUCGAGUCGGACGAGAAGGACCUGGCCGACCAGAACAUCAACAAGGUCGACUACGUCAUCUGCAACCUGUACCCCUUCAAGGAUACGGUCGCCAAGAUCAACGUCAGCAUACCCGAGGCCGUCGAGGAGAUUGACAUUGGCGGCGUCACCCUCAUCCGCGCCGCUGCCAAGAACCAUAAGCGCGUCACCAUCCUCAGCGAUCCCAGCGACUACGCCGGCUUCCUCAAGGAGCUCGAGCAGGGCGAGAUCACCGAGACGAGCCGCAAUCGCUAUGCCCUCAAGGCCUUUGAGCACACGGCCGACUACGACGCUGCCAUCUCCGAUUUCUUCCGCAAGGAAUAUGCCGGCGCCGGCGAUCAGUACAUGGCCCUCCGCUAUGGUGCCAACCCCCACCAGAAGCCCGCCGCUGCCUUCACUGCCGAGGGCAAGCUGCCCUUUACCGUCCUCGGCGGCUCCCCCGGUUACAUCAACCUCCUCGACGCCCUCAACGCCUGGCCCCUCGUCCGCGAGCUCAAGAAGGCCCUGGGCCUCCCCGCCGCUGCCAGUUUCAAGCACGUCUCCCCGGCCGGUGCCGCCAUCGGCCUGCCUCUUACCGCCGAGGAGCGCAAGGUCUACUUCGUCAACGAUAUUGAGGGCAUCGAGACGUCGGCCCUGGCCCAAGCCUACGCCCGUGCCCGUGGCGCCGACCGCAUGAGCAGCUUCGGCGACGUCAUCGCCCUCAGCGACGUCGUUGACGUGCCCACCGCCAGCAUCAUAUCCAAGGAGGUCUCGGAUGGCGUCAUUGCCCCUGGAUACGAGCCCGCCGCUCUCGAAAUGCUCAAGAAGAAGAAGGGCGGCAAGUACCUGGUGCUUCAGAUGGACCCCGAGUACGAUCCUGCGCCCACCGAGACGCGCACCGUCUACGGCGUCAACCUGCAGCAGCACCGCAACGACGUCGAGAUCUCCCCCAAGUCGUUCAACACCAUCAUCACCCCCAAGGACGCCGGCGCCCUGCCCGAGAGCGCCGCUCGCGACCUGACCGUCGCCACCAUCACGCUCAAGUACACACAGAGCAACUCGGUGUGCUACGCCGUCAACGGCCAGGUUGUCGGGCUCGGCGCCGGCCAACAGUCCCGCAUCCACUGCACCCGCCUCGCCGGCGACAAGGCCGACAACUGGUGGAUGCGCUUCCACGAGCGCGUCCUCGGCAUCAAGUGGAAGAAGGGCACAAAGCGCCCCGACAAGAGCAACGCCAUCGAUCUGCUCGUCAGCGGCCAGCUGCCCAAGGACGGCCCCGAGCGUGAGGCCUUUGACGCCGUCUUCGAGGAGGUGCCGGUCGCCUUCACCGAGGAGGAGCGUGAGGCCUGGAUGAAGCAGCUCAAGAAUGUCUGCGUGUCCAGUGAUGCUUUUUUCCCGUUCAUCGACAACGUCUUCCGCGUCGGCCGCUCAGGCGUCAAGUACAUUGCUGCGCCAGGCGGCAGCCAAAACGACGGCGCCGUGUUCGAGACGGCCGAGAAGUUGGGCAUUACCUUUGUGCAGCAGAACAUCCGCCUCUUCCACCACUAGGGCAGCAGCGCAGCCGUCAGCCAAUGUGAGAGCUGUGGGAGUUGAUAUGCAAUGUGGACAUGGAUGGGAGGGACAUGGAUGGGACAAAGAAAAGCAGGGAUUUCAAUGAUUUGGUUUGGGGGUGUUCAAUAAUUUACGCGAGCCCAUCUCCUUUUUUUUUUGGCUGCGUGCAGCUGUGGAGAGACCUUGAGAGGGACUUGGAGGCGUAGUAUUCGAUAUAGAAGUCGAACGCGUCAUGACGAAUUUCCUUGAUUGCAUUUGCUUGCAUGAGAGCUGUGAAAGGG